This is a messenger RNA of Pyrenophora tritici-repentis Pt-1C-BFP, 2037 nucleotides long. RefSeq lists its product as uncharacterized. Lineage: Eukaryota; Fungi; Ascomycota; Dothideomycetes; Pleosporales; Pleosporaceae. The record is from RefSeq and is a predicted model, not a curated record.
AUGGCUCCACAUUCAAAUAUUCCCUACAACCCCGCCGACCUUGGCGCAUCAAACACGCUGCUGCCAGAGGAUGUGUUUGGACAUGUCGAUCUUGCGACUUUGUCAGACAUCCACAAGUUCCUUCGCGAGAGCGAGAUGCAAGACGACAUUGAGCUCGCCGCAUGGGUCCAGGCAAACUACCUACACGGCCAAAUCGAAGAUCAUUCAACGGCGAUCAUUCGGACUGCCCAGGGAUUUGGCCAACUCGACAGAGCUUUUCGUCGGGUACGAUCUCUCACCAACAAAGCCCAAGAGAAGUGGCCAUUUUUCGACAGGAACUUCAAGCAAAUGUCAACGACAACAGUCCGCAACAAUGCCCGCGGGGAGGCCGCCCCAGGCGUCAAGUACUCCAUUGAAGCGAGCAAAGAGAUUUCGAUGACGGCAGCUGGACAGCAGCAUAUCUCUGUAUCUAAUGGAUUGGACACCCCCAAAGAUUCUCCAGUACCCCAACUCCAAGUGCCGUUUGGUACAGCAAGACCGAGCCGCUUUCAGGCACGUAAGAGUCAGUUUCCCGGUCCUGCGCGACGAUCUCGCCUUGCUUCAUCCGACUUGCCGCCAAAACCUACUCAACUACCUGAGCCGAACCAGAAGUCUCAACAACAGGAAGUCAUCACCCCGCAAGAGCUGCCAAAUCAGACCGAUAUCUCCUCCGAGCCAAGUGUUCAAGCAAUGAAGCAGCCUGAGGCCGUCCAGGCCGAGGCCACUCAGCCUGAUGCACCUCGAGUCGAAGCAACGCCUGGUGCGGACUCUGUGAUUGGAAAAGAGUCGCCCCUUUCAAGCCCUCCCAUUGGUUCUCAGUCACGUGAUAGCAGUGCCAUGCUCAGUCAAGAACAAGAAGCAGACACAGUUCGCGAUACUAGCCAUGGUAAGGUCCGUGGCCCAAAUGGACGCUAUCUACCCAGCAACGAAGUUUCGCCUGCGACCAAGAAAGUAGCAAAGCCGAAGAAGCCGAAGAAGGGUGGGCGCAAGCCAGGUCUCAAGCCUGCAAAAACAGAAGAGCCUCUUACAUCAAAAGCGGUUUCCGGAGAGUCUGCAGUCGAAGGGACCGAAGAAAACGUUUCCACAAACACACAGUCUUCUUCAUCCACGGCCUCUACUGAAGAACCUGAGGGAACUGGCGAGAUCGUUGUCCAAGGCACUGACACUGUCACGUCUCCUGACAUCAAGAACGAGGAGCAACAAGUGGAGACAGGAACAACAUCCGAUACAAGAGUCACCGCAGCAUAUCUUCUUGCAGCAGAGGCAGAUGCGGUUCCAUCAAAUCUGGAUCGACUACCCCCCAGUUCACGAAAGACUUACAAGCGGAAGAGUGAGCCGACUGCUCCUUCAAGUGCUCGUAAGCGCGGCAAGUUUGGCGGAAUUGUAGGUCGUCCCAGAAGGUCAGAUCAGCUCAAACUCUCCCAAGAAGAGCCGGUAGCAGAGACACAGCAAGAACCUCAGAUGCAAACGCGACGAAAGACUCGCCACUCUGCUGCAGCCAACAUGGGAAGUACUGGAGUUGCAACCAUCACACCCACACCCAAGGCGAAUAUGGAGUUGUCUGCUCAGGAAGAAGGCGUCGUGAUGAGUGGUGCUGAGGGAGACAUGCACGCAACUGCUGGUCAUGAGGAGCCUGAACCUGAUGCUAGCAAAGUCUCCGCACACUCAGCAGCUCCUUCGCCACCACCAAAUUCCGAAGUUGACAUCCUGGACGCGGCCCUGACGGCUACUUACUCUCUCGCUCCCUCACAAUCAGUCACCUCCAGUGCGUCACUUGCUACUCCUGACCCUGCCGUAGCCGACGGAAAGGAGGCCGCAUACCUACCGGGCCAUGUGGAGCUGAUUGCACGCAUAACAACUGCUAACGGCAAGAUGGAGGUACCCAUUUUGGAGGACCAGGUCAAUACCGACGAAGUGAAGAUGAUCAGGAAGUAUGCAGAAUGGAAUGCAGCGGAAUCGGCAGUGCCAGUCCCGUAUGCUCAGUUCAGAAAGAUCUUCUCUUUUGUAAAGGAUUCUUGA